AUGAGGCGGAAUCGAGGGCCAGGCGGCUCGCCAUUCAGGGCUAAUGGUGCUACUGCUAUACCCGACUCCUUGUCAUUAAUACGGUCCUUCAAUAUCGAGACCAACCCUACUCGACCAGUGCGACCUUCGCCUUUAACGGCUUCGACGAUCCCAGACAUGCCACUUGACCUUCUCGAUCGUAUUCGAUCAUUUCCGCUCUUUGUAUCAGCUCCCGAAGCCUUUCUGACUGCCAUCGGCAAACAUUUGCGGCCGCAGGUACACGCGCCCCACGACCAUAUUUUGACCGAGGGAGACGAUGCAAAGGCAAUGUACUGGUUGGUUAGGGGCGCAGUCGCAGUCACAUCUCGAGAUGGUGAAGCCACGUAUGCAGAGUUGAAGCCGGGUGCGUUCUUUGGAGAGAUUGGAAUCCUCAUGGACGUGCCUCGAACAGCCACGAUAAUCGCCAGGACAAAAUGUCUCUUGGUAGUACUGAAGAAAGAGGAUCUAAGAGCAGAGCUACCCGGUUUUGCAGAAAUGGAGCGGGCAAUAAUGGAUGAAGCGCAAGAGAGACUGACAAUUUUGAAUAAGAAGAGGAAAGAGAGUGGAUAUGGUCCGAAGCUUGUGUCGGCUUCCUUGCCUUCUAGAGGUGGAAAAGCCACAAGUGAAGCGCCGCCAGCAGAACAUGUGACGCGAGACAAGGAGAUUGUUGAAAAUGGUGCAGUCGUGAACUCUAAGAAACGAAAGUCACCUAGUCCGCAAGGCAUUGAAGACCAUGCGGCCGGAGGCAGCGCGUUGGGUAAUGGUUUUGUGAACGUGAGAAAGACACUGAAAGAGCUGCCCCUGUUUUCAACUUUACCACCCGAGAUCCUUCACUUUCUCGGAUUGAGCGCUCAGCCGAAAACAUAUCCCCCAUUCACUGAUAUUAUUGUACAAGGCUCUCCAGGAAGCGAGAUCUACUUUAUUGUACGAGGCGAGGCUGAAGUCAUCCACGAAACUUCUAACGGACAAGACAUUAACAACGCUUCACAAAGGUCUUGUAUACGACCACGACUCAAGCAGGGACAGUAUUUCGGAGAGGUGGCAAGUUUGGCCCUGGCGCCGCGAAGGACGGCCACAGUUCGAUCUAUCACAACCGUUGAAUGUUUGAUGAUCAGUGGUGAGGUACUAGAUGAGUUGUGGAGACGCUGCUCUCCAGAUAUCCGACGUCAAGUGGAAGCUACAGCCAAAAUACGAAUAGGGCAAUCGGAAGAUGAGGAUGUCACAAUGGCCGGCAUAGAUACACCGCUACUCAACCAGCUUGAACUCGUUGAUCGUGCCUCGACUCCUAACGGUUCAACACUGCCACAGGUCACGUUGACACCUUCAAAACCUGCAAGUCCACAUAAGCCUAGUCGGGCUGAGGAUCAGGAAGUCAUGGAGCCGUUGGACCCGGACCCUUUCCUGAGUGUUGAUAUGGAUAAUAUGAGGGCAAGGUCAGGGAGGAGAGGCUCUCUUACGCCACCUACUCCAGAAUCUUCUCCACCAGAGAAUAUUCCCACCGGGGUGCCGAUGAGAUCCAGAUCGAGAUCAAGAUCGCGAAUACAGACGACUCCUUCGGAGACAGGAGAGGACCUCACCUCUUCUGAUUCUAGCUUUCGUCCAAAGCGGCCAAAGAUUCUUUCAAUACCUGCAAGUCAGGACAAUAAUGAAGGCUUACUCCCAGACAAGGUCCUACUCAUAAUUUUCUCCUAUCUAGACAUCUACCAUCUAAUGCGUUUACGAGUGGUUUCGCCCUACUGGUCUAAGCUUCUUACAAACUCACCGAAGAUCUGUCGAUAUCUGGAUCUCUCCCUCUACAACCGAAAAAUCACUAAUCAAGUACUCACUGACUUUAUCUGCCCUUUCGUUGGCAAACGCGCCCACACGAUAGAUAUCAGCAACUGUUUCCACAUUACAGACCCAGGAUUCACUGCCCUCUUCUUGCAAUGUGGAUCCAACGUCCGCUGCUGGAAGAUGAAAAGCGUAUGGGAUAUCACAGCUAAUUCAGUGCUGGAAAUGGCCAACAAUACCAAGCAGCUCGAGGAAAUCGAUCUUUCGAAUUGCCGCAAAGUGUCCGACAAUCUCUUGGCACGGAUUGUAGGCUGGGUCGUCACUGAACCAAACCCAGCCCAAAACCAGAUGAACCGCCAAAAUCCUGGACAGCAAAAUAGCUUGGCUCCGCCGGUAGGCACGGUAGUAGGGUGCCCGGAACUCAAACGCCUAACACUCAGUUACUGCAAACAUGUGACAGACCGGUCGAUGGCGCAUCUAGCUGUUCACGCCCACGCACGCUUACAGUCCAUCGAUCUGACACGCUGCACGACGAUCACAGACGCCGGCUUCCAACAUUGGUCCAUAUACAAGUUCGCGAAUUUAGAGCGGUUGAUCUUGGCGGAUUGCACAUAUCUGACUGAUAAUGCCAUUGUGUACCUGACUAAUGCGGCAAAAGGGUUGAAAGAACUGGAUCUUUCCUUCUGCUGCGCCCUCUCUGACACCGCCACCGAGGUGCUCUCCCUCGGCUGCCCACAGCUGCGUACACUCCGGCUUUCUUUCUGCGGCAGCGCCGUCUCAGACUCCUCCCUCCGCAGCAUCGGGCUACACCUCCUGGAGCUGCGCGAGCUAGCAGUGCGCGGCUGCGUGCGCGUCACCGGCGUCGGCGUCGAGGCCGUCGUCGAAGGCUGCAACCAGCUCGAACUCUUCGACGUGAGCCAAUGCAAGAACCUCCAGCGCUGGCUCGACAGCGGCGGCGAGGAGCGCAGUCGCCGCUUGUACAACCGCCCGAAUGUGCGCUUCCUGACUCAGAAGGGCAACGGCAGCUCCGCUGGCCUGCGUUGA
This is a messenger RNA of Amorphotheca resinae ATCC 22711, 2832 nucleotides long. RefSeq lists its product as hypothetical. NCBI's taxonomy places the organism in Eukaryota, Fungi, Ascomycota, Leotiomycetes, Helotiales, Amorphothecaceae. The record is from RefSeq and is a predicted model, not a curated record. Gene Ontology annotation, molecular function: protein-containing complex binding; protein binding. The coding region runs from base 1 to 2832 and encodes 943 amino acids. The transcript is spliced from 2 exons.